AUGUGGCUAUUACAAACAAAAUCAUACCUAAUCUUGGCUAUGAAAUCGAAGAUGACAAAUAUCAUACUUGGCAAAUUACUAAUUGGCGAAGUUUAGGAUAUAGAACAAUAGGUCCUGAGUUUGAGGCAGGGGGUUGGAAAUGGCGUAUUUUACUUUUUCCUUUUGGAAAUAAUAAUCCAGAUGUUGUUUCAAUUUAUCUCGAGUUUGCUGAUGCUGCAAAGGUUCCCUCUGGUUGGUGUUGUUAUUUACAACUUGCUUUAAUAUUAUGGAAUCCAGAAGAACCAACACAAUAUGUUGGUUAUUACACACGCCAUCGGUAUACUACGGAUUCAGAAUCAGAUUGGGGAUUUACUCGAUUUUAUCCACAACGUAAACUAUUCGCAUCAUCAUCAAGUAGAACUAGACUAUUAAUUGAAAAUAAUAGAUGUAAUAUCACAGUAUUUGUUCGAAUUUCAAAGGAACCAAUAGAUUCUCAAUUAGAUAAUUUUGUAGAAUAUUUUACUUCAAAUCCUCCUAGAGGAAAUCGAUUAAAAUUUUAUAAUUAUGAUUCUAAGAAAGAAACUGGUUACAUAAGUUUAAAGGAUAAUAGAACAUCAAGUUUUAUAAAUUCAUUAUUAUUAUCUCUCUACUUUAUAAAUUAUUUCCGUAAGGAAAAUGAUGGAUCAAUUGAAAAUGUUUCUUUAGCUUUGCAAAGUUUAUUUUAUCAAAUGCAAAAUUCAAAUACCUCUAUAGAAACAACAAAUAUGACAAAAUCUAUGGGAUGGUAUUCAUUUGGAUCUUUUAUUCAACAUGAUGCUCAAGAAUUUAAUAGAAUGUUACAAGACAUUCUUGAGAAAAAAAUGAAGGUAAAAUUGAUGGAUCAUAAUAGUAAUU
Scutellospora calospora is the source of this 873-nucleotide messenger RNA. The record is from the annotation of a GenBank genome assembly. NCBI's taxonomy places the organism in Eukaryota, Fungi, Glomeromycota, Glomeromycetes, Diversisporales, Gigasporaceae.